AUGUCACCUCACUUAAAAUAUUGGUUUAAUAUCGGGAGUUUCUUAGAAACAAUGCAACCCAACAUUCGCGUGCUUAAGCUGUUCGGUUUGUUUCCGUUCUCCAUUUCCCGUGCCGAGCCAUGCAGUAGCAGCAAGACGCUGAAAUCAGAAGUUAAAUUUAUGGAUGUGGUCAUUUUCACUUUGUGGCAAAUAUUUUUUCUACAAAUGCUUUAUGCUUCCUGGCCCAAGAUUUUUUCCGAAAUGCCUGUCUCCCGUAUCAUGGCCUUGGUUACAGUGAUUUUAUAUUUUGUCGGUGGUGUAAACUGUUCCAUUUCUGCUACGUUGGCGCUGGUGCUUCGAAAAAAAUUCAUUCGUAUGAUACAUUUGAUGGAUGAAGUGGAUCACUUGUUUUACCGAUUUUGCGUAGAAAUCCAACACUCGAAAAUUCACCUAGUGUCUGUAGCGCUACUCGGUGGAUCAUUCUUCUGCCAUGGUGCACUGUUCCUAAACGAUGUUGCCAUCAACAGUUACCUUUUACGCAAUGCUACUCGUAUUCCCAAGACUAUGCCAUUGCAGGCUGCAUUUACGUACUACUACAUCAUACGAACCGUGCAUGUAACUUGUGUGAUAGCUUUCAUUGGUGGACUGUAUGGUUUACGAGAGCGUUUUCUUGCACUCAACAAACAGUUCCGCCUCUGUCUUCUAGGGAUUCCCUCUGCUGACAAGUUGGCUUCGUUCGGCGAAUUGUUACUUCAGAUACAAGGAUUCAUAGUGAUUUACGGCAAUUUGUGCGAUGCCAUUCGAUUGUUUAGUACCAUGUUUGUGUGGCAGCCAGUAGUCUUUUGUGCAUCGUUCAUAGUAGCCGUAGUGUUUGCCACACUUUCCAUCGGCCACGUAUUGACAAACUCUGCACCGAUUGUGCUUGCCAUGGCCAUAAUUUACGGAGCAGUCACUGCACUGUACACCACGGUUUUCCUACUUCUUGUUAAGCUCGGAAACGAUAUAAAAAGAGAGGGAAAGCAAACGGCCAUCCUCGUCCAUAAGGCAAUAAAUCAAUCAUCUAAGACACCAGCUCUGGUAGAACGGCUCGUACUUUUCUCACAUCAUCUCCAACAUCAGAAGCCUGUUGUGUCAUGUGGAUUGUUUUGUUUUGACUGGACUUUAGCACUUUCGAUAAUUUCCGCCAUUGCAACGUACAGUGUGAUAUUGAUACAGUUCGAACUGGGGAUUCCAAGAUUCUUCAUUAGCGGUAUACUACAACAUCACACAGAAAUCAUUACAAAUGAUCCUUGA
Messenger RNA from Anopheles maculipalpis, 1272 nucleotides. RefSeq lists its product as uncharacterized. Gene Ontology annotation, biological process: sensory perception of taste. Bases 1 to 1272 code for a protein of 423 amino acids. The transcript has 7 exons. Gene Ontology annotation, cellular component: dendrite; neuronal cell body; membrane. NCBI's taxonomy places the organism in Eukaryota, Metazoa, Arthropoda, Insecta, Diptera, Culicidae. The record is from RefSeq and is a predicted model, not a curated record.